Pseudophryne corroboree (corroboree frog) is the source of this 1995-nucleotide messenger RNA. Its product is annotated as zinc finger protein 300-like. The transcript is spliced from 2 exons. The coding region runs from base 342 to 1217 and encodes 291 amino acids. Gene Ontology annotation, molecular function: RNA polymerase II cis-regulatory region sequence-specific DNA binding; DNA-binding transcription factor activity, RNA polymerase II-specific. The record is from RefSeq and is a predicted model, not a curated record. Lineage: Eukaryota; Metazoa; Chordata; Amphibia; Anura; Myobatrachidae. Gene Ontology annotation, biological process: regulation of transcription by RNA polymerase II. Gene Ontology annotation, cellular component: transcription regulator complex; PcG protein complex; chromatin.
AAAACAGUGUGAAGUGAUGUGAUUAUGUCAUGCUGCUCGCAUGCCCACCCGUCACACCCGCCACAUACAUACCUCUCUCCUUCUAUUCUAUGCCAACGCCAGCCACUGAUAAGGAGCAGCAUGCAGCCAGCGUUCCUCUUAGGAGUUUGCAGGGGAAAGAGAGGGGCAGCAUGACCAGGCUGAGGAGGAGCAGUGUAAUUGCAGUGAAUUUUGAAAGGAACAUUGUUCUCUGAUCAAGCCAACUAAAGACGUCCUUUCUUACGCCUCUGGAGAGUUAACAAAAGCCGUUUUUAUUUAGAGGAUAGGAGUAACCUGUAACAAAGUUGUUACUCUUCGAAGAAAUGAAGCACAAAAGAGAGAAAACACUUCAGUGCUCAGAGUGUGACUUACGCUGUGCAGCUAAAACACAUCUUCUCAUUCAUCAGAGGAUUCACACAGGAGAGAAACCAUAUCUGUGCUCUGUGUGUGACAAACGCUUUACACAUAAAUCACAGCUUGUCAUACAUCAGAUGAGUCACACAGGAGAGCAACCAUUUACAUGCUCUGAGUGUAGCAAGUGUUUUUCCCGGAAGCGGAGUCUUGUUAGACAUCACAUGGUUCACACAGGAGAGAAACCAUUUAAAUGCUCUGAAUGCAGCAAGUGUUUUACCUCUAAGCGACAGCUUGUUACACAUCAGAGGCAUCAUACAGGAGAGAAACCAUUUAAAUGCUCUGACUGCAGCAAGUGUUAUGCCUCAAAGCAAAUUCUUGUUAUUCAUCAGAGGACUCACACAGGGGAAAAGCCAUUAGCAUGCUCUGAAUGCAGCAAAUGCUUUUCCCAGAAGUCACAUCUUGUUUGUCAUCAGAGGACUCACACAGGGGAGAAGCCAUUUGCAUGCUCUGAAUGCAGCAAAUGCUUUUCCCAGAAGUCACAGCUUGAUAAACAUCAGAUGAUUCACACAGGAGAGAAACCAUUUAAAUGCUCUGAAUGCAGCAAAUAUUUUUCCCAGAUGUCACAGCUUGUUGGUCAUCAGAGAAGUCACACAAGAGAGAAACCAUUUACAUGCUCUCAAUGUAGCAAGUGUUUUUCCAAAAAGACAAAUCUUGUCAGUCAUCAGAGGGUUCAUACAGGAGAGAAACCAUUUGUAUGUUCUGAAUGCAGCAGGUGUUUUUCAGAGAAGUCAAAUCUUGUUAGACAUAAGAAGUGCCACACAGGUGAGAAGCACUUUAAAUGUUGAGUGCAGCAAGUGUUUUACCAAGAAGAAAACAUUUAAUACACAAGGAAUCACUCAAAUGCUUAGAACGUGACACAUGUUUCAUAAGUUAACCUGUAUUAUGUCAGUGGGCCUGAUUCUGAGAUGGAAGCAUAGAAUGAGAAAGCAAAUAACUUUGCACCUAGACAAACCCAUGUUGCAAUGCAAAGGGUGCAAAUACAUUUGUUAUUUUUGCCAUGGUUCAAGUUCCUUUUUUUUUUUCCCCCGCUGUACUUUAUGCUCUGAAUUUUCUCCAAUAUGCCUUAGAGAAAGGCAAAUAAAAUGUUUGUAAUAGUGAUUUUUUUUAAUAGAAUCUCAAGUAGGUACUGGGAGGAGUUAGGUAUGCCGCCAGUCAGCAUACCUUCGCCGGUAUCCUGGCAGCGGAAUGCCGACGGGGGGGAGUGCAAGAAGCCCCUUACGGGCACUCACAAGUGAGAAUAGUCCCUGUUGGUCGGCAUGCCGACCGUCUGGAUUUUUGGCGGGUAAGAUGUCGGGUGAGGUGUUGUGACCGCCGGUCACUACAUCCAGCUGGGAGUAGUAGAGGAACGCUUUCUGUCCAGUAGAGUGUUCCAGCAGCUCCUCUCAAUACUGGGAUUCUAUCCAUUACAGGCAGAGCUAUAAGUACUGGUUAUUUCUAUAGGAACUCUGUAUGUGUCUCUCUUUCACCAUAUGUGUUAUAUUUAAUAAACCAUUAUUCAAAGCUUUCAAUACUUAGUGCCUAACCCCUGCUGGAUAUUAAAGGUCAGUAGUACUACACAUAAAA